AUGCAGCAGCACCUAUCCAGAGUAGACGAGUCGCUGCUGGCGCCAUGGCAGAAGAUCGACGCAGUCAAUACCUUCAUCGUGCCGCAGGUGGAAUUUCAUCUGAAGAAUGGAAACGUGGCCAAGAAAAUCCUGCACAGAUUCGACAAACAGGUGAAGAGGAGCGUCAAGAAAUGGGCCCACUUGCCGCAGAGAGCCAGCGCCGAGGUCCUAUAUCUGAGUUACAAAGAAGGCGGAUUCAACAUCCUACCAGCAGCGGUGUUGGCAGAUAUAGGACAGGUUGUACACGCCCACCGACUGCUGACAUCAAAGGACAGGGCCACGGCAGAACUCAGCAGAGCCACGCUAGCAGACGUCGUCAGGAAACGUGUGGGACACGAACCCAACACGGAGGAGAUCGUCGGAUUCAUAAAUUUCGGAACAAGUGGCGAUCUCGGAAAACCAGCGAAUGACAUUACGACGACGUGGUCGAGGCUCAGGACGGCAGUGCGAAGGCUGAAACCGAAGAUUAACCUGCAGCUGGGAUUGGACGAGCUAACCGUCGACAACGCGCCAGUGAGCAGGGAGAACGCAGAAUCGAGCCUACGAGCAGCUGCACGACGGUUCUACAAGGAAAGAUUACUCAGGAAACCGGACCAAGGAAAAGUGUUCGGGGUAACGACACAAAACUCUGCAUCGAACCACUUCCUUAGGCAAGGCGGCUUCACCAGAUUUGCAGAGUGGAAAUUUAUUCAUCGAGCGCGGCUCAACGUUUUACCACUGAACGGGAGUCGUCCAUUUGGCAGCGGCGACAAACGAUGCAGAAGAUGUGGACAGCACGAUGAGACCCUGCCUCACGUCAUCAAUCACUGCAAGCCGCACUUGAACGCCAUUACAAAGAGACACGACAGCAUCGUGCAGAGACUGAUUACGGCGGCAAAGAAACCAGCGGACGGAGCCCUAUACGCCAACCAGCCGAUACCAGAAUACGACGGUCAAGAGAGACCGGACAUCGUUAUCAUAGACAACAGAGAGAAAACAGCUGCGAUAAUCGAUAUAGCGGUGCCCUUCGAGAACCGGACCGAGGCCUUCCAGACAACUAGACAGCUGAAGAAGGACAAGUACGCCGCACUUGCUGAGCACUUUCGAGCCAAGGGAUUUAGGACUACAGUAGACGCCUUCAUUGUCGGAUCUCUCGGCGGAUAUUGCAGCCGCAAUUGGACCGCGUUAGCAGCACUCAAGGUCAAUAAAAAGUAUGCAGUGCUGAUGAAGCGGCUGAUGGUCUCCGACACGAUCCGCUGGUCCCGAGAUAUCUACGUGGAACACAUCACCGGACACAGGCAGUACCAGGACGCAGGACCCACACCAGCAGCUACAGCACUGGAAUGA
This is a messenger RNA of Ctenocephalides felis (cat flea), 1365 nucleotides long. RefSeq lists its product as uncharacterized. The record is from RefSeq and is a predicted model, not a curated record. The transcript has a single exon. Lineage: Eukaryota; Metazoa; Arthropoda; Insecta; Siphonaptera; Pulicidae. Bases 1 to 1365 code for a protein of 454 amino acids.